AUGAUCGAAAACAACUACGUCGAAAAUGGAAUCUCUCUCGCCAACAUCACAAGAGAUAUCUUCUCCAAAGUGAUCGAGUAUUGCAAGAAACACGGCGUCGUUGUCCUCAAUGGUGAUGGUGGUUCGACUGAAGAGGAGCUCAAGGAGUGGGACACAAAUUUUAUGAAUGAUAUUGAUCAGUCGACUCUCUUUAUGGCUGCUAAUUAUCUAAACAUCCAGAAUCUUCUUACUCUUACUUGCUUGAGUGUCGCCGAUAUGAUCAAAUGCAGAACUCCAUAA
This is a messenger RNA of Microthlaspi erraticum, 279 nucleotides long. NCBI's taxonomy places the organism in Eukaryota, Viridiplantae, Streptophyta, Magnoliopsida, Brassicales, Brassicaceae. The record is from the annotation of a GenBank genome assembly.